Molecule: messenger RNA, 3658 nt
Organism: Hippopotamus amphibius kiboko
Lineage: Eukaryota; Metazoa; Chordata; Mammalia; Artiodactyla; Hippopotamidae
Gene: NANOS3
Product: nanos C2HC-type zinc finger 3
Exons: 2
Coding region: 2898-3416 (172 amino acids)
Biological process (GO): negative regulation of translation; oogenesis
Cellular component (GO): perinuclear region of cytoplasm
Molecular function (GO): zinc ion binding; mRNA binding
Source: RefSeq, a predicted model, not a curated record
GAGGGGCCUGUCAGUGACUUCCGAGGGGCGGGUCGCUGGAGGCUGGCUUUAGGAGGGAAUUUCAGAGGUGGGGCUUCGAGGGCGGCGCUGCCUCAGGCAGCCACUGCGGAGGGUGGUUUAGGGGUUCACUCAAGUUCAGCACACCUGGGGGCCCUGAUGCGCCUUACGGUUACGCCCAGGGGUUCAUCCUGUGGGGCUCGAUAGUGCCCUCACUGAAAUGGGAGGGGCUGGACAUUUGAAGUAGAAGGCCCCUCCCAGGCCGUCCUUGGGGGUCCCCAGACCCAGGUGGGGAGCGGCCUCCCCUGAGACUGCGCGUGGAGACACCCGAGGGGGCGGGCACCCAACUCUGCGCGGCCCCUGGAGGGAGGGGCUGGGGGCCCGGAUUGCGGGUGGAGAAAUAGGGAGGGGGCAGCAUCUUGCUGCAGUCGGAGCCAAAGCAGGGAUUUGACCGCAGCCCAUUUUGAGGCCGAGGGUGAGCUAAGUCGCACCCCCGCAUUAACGGGGCAACCCUCGCGUGGUUGUUGCGCUUGGGCGCUGACCUCCACAAGGACCUGAGUGCAAAUGCCCGAGACCCUGCAGGCAGGCGGGUGGCCGGUAUCCUCUGUGGUCCUUUUUCUGUGCUCCUGUCCAAUAGGCAGGUGGACCCGCGGCCAGGGCCUGGCAGCGGCCCCACCGCAGGCCCGAAUUUGCAAAAGUGGAGACUCUGACAACCCCCCUGGAGGUUGUGAUUCAUAAACAAUCAUGCCCGGAACACGAUGAAGCUCACAGAAGGUAUUACAUUGUAUUAAAAUGACUUGUUUAUCUCUUUGUUGCAUCGAUGACCCCCGGGGCCAGAACAACUUGGCAGCCAGACAACUUGGGGCCACUAGGAAUCCCUCCUCUGCCUCUCACUAGUGGUGCUCUAUGGGCUUCUGUCUCCCAAACUGACAAAUGGAAAUAACAUGCACUUCCGAGGGCCGUUCUGAGGAUGCUUUGAGUAAAUGUGUGAAAAGUUGAGCCCAGCACCCAGAACUGAUGCAUUUACAUAGCAAAGGCGACAUAAAUAUCUACUGUUAUUAUUAUUUGUAUUUAUUUCCUGCUUUUUCGUGGUCCUGGUGCUGAGAGUUGGCACCUAAUAACUGAUUGCUGACUUAAUGAUUCUAUAAGUUCCCCAUUCCCUCCCCUCUCCUCCCUCACCCUAUCCGGUUCCCUGACCCCGCACCCAGCCUCCACUCCCCAAGAAGUUGCCAAGGGUUUGGGGGAACAUUCAACCUGUCGGUGAGUUUGGGCAGCUCAGGCAAACCAUCGACCGUUGAGUGGACCCCGAGGCCUGGAACUGCCAUCCACACAUCACGACCCCCACUUUCCAGAUCGAGGGGGUCCUGGGGAUCCCCUCCCUUAGGCCACAGCGAAGGUCACAAUCAACAUUCAUUGUUGUCGGUGGGUUGUGAGGACGGAGGCCAGACCCACCGAGGGAUGAAUGUCACUGUGGCUGGGCCGGACACAGCCUAAGGGGAAUGGGAUGGAGGACAAAACCCCCCCUGGACUCUCCCCCCGCCCCCGCCCCAAAUUGCUCAGCCAGUACCUGACCUUGAGCCUAGCCUCUCACCCCUUGGAGAGGGCUGGUAUCUGGAAUCCUUAAGGACACAGGCUGGAUUUGGGGAAUAAGUCCUGGAGGGUUGGGGGCACGAAUCACAGGUUCGGGGCUGGACAGCUGAAAAACCUUUGUGAAGGGGAUUAGUGAGCCCUGAUUCCAGAAGCCUCAAUAAAGUUUUCUUGAAUGAAUGAAUCAAUCAAUGAAUGAAUGAGGUGGGUAAGCAGCAUAGCACUUCUCUGCAUUCAAGUCCUGGGCCCAGUUUUCUCACCCUCCUUGCCUGGUACCCGCAGACCCCUGCUUUACCUUCCGUUGCCCACCUAGCACCUUGACAGCAGUCGAUCCCUCCACUUGCCAGUCUGUGCUCCACCUGGGUGACUCCUGGGCACACCUCAUCCUCAUGAGACUGAGCUGAGGUCUCAUCUGAGGGGAGAUCAAGGAGCUGACGAGUGCUAGGGGUCCCGCCCCCCAUUAGCCCAACCUGCGCCUGUGCUCGCCCCCCACCCAUAAUGUUUUGCCUUACCCUCUUUCCACCCCAGGACCUGGACACACUGACUCCCCAACACCUAAAAUAACUGCGUGGGGGAGGCAGGCUUUGUAUUAUUUUUGUGAAUAACCCCAGGGGCAGGUGGCUUCAUACUUCAGUUUGUUCAUCUGUUAAAGGGGGGUUCCACUGAUAAGGGGUGGAAAGCUCCCUGAGGGUGACCAGAGCUGGGGGCUUUGGUCCUUGUCCCUUCACCCCACAAGCCAGGCCUAUCCUCCUUCCAAAGACAGCUGGAACAUCAGUAGCUCCCCACCCCCCUUCCCAAAGAGCCCAGGGGUACCCUGCCCCUCCCCCAGCCCAGGAGAAGGAAGAAAGAAGUUACUAAGUUACUGGUUGCAUCAAUGCAAGUCUUUGGGGCGGGGCUUCCAACCCCCCCACCCCCAUCACCCUGUGGGGCAGGAGUGGCAGGCAAGCUCUAAGGAGGGUUAGGCAGGGGUAGCUCUCCCAAUGCCCUGUGGGUGAGGUGUGUGGCUCCAGAUUACUGAUGCCCCCUGCAGCCUGUGUCUUGUCACCCCCCCUCACCCCCCAGCCCACCCAGAGACCAUGUAUCCCCUUGGCAGGUGCAUUUUUGGGGGAGCGGCAGCAAGCCCCCCCUGUGACAAUAAGAAACCUCCUGCAGCCUGCUCCUCCCUCCUCACACCCCCUUGGAGGUAUAAGGAGGGAACUGACAGACCAGACUCCUCGGCUCCAGAGAGGGGAAGGGAGGGGUAGAAGGACAAACUUUGGAACGGCUGGGUUUCUUCUCUCUCUGCCCCUCCACCUGGCACAUGUUGCCCAGCCAUGGGGACCUUCAAUCUAUGGACAGAUUAUCUGGGUUUGGCACGCCUGGUAGGGGCUCCGCGUGGGGAAGAGGAGCCUGAGACCAGGCUGGACCUCCAGCCAGAACCAGUGCCAGGACCGGAAGGUCAGAAGCCCAGCCCGGAAUCCUCACCAGCUCCAGAACGCCUGUGCUCUUUCUGCAAACACAACGGCGAGUCCCGGGCCAUCUACCAGUCCCAUGUGCUCAAGGACGAAGCGGGCCGGGUGCUGUGCCCCAUCCUUCGAGACUACGUGUGUCCCCAGUGUGGUGCCACUCGUGAGCGCGCCCACACCCGCCGCUUCUGCCCGCUCACCGGCCAGGGCUACACCUCCGUCUACAGCUAUACCACCCGCAACUCUGCUGGCAAGAAGCUGGCCCGCCCGGAGAAGGCCAGGACGCUGGACUUGGGACGCCGAGGAGGAGGAGGAGGAGGUUCCAAAGGUGCCGGGAAGUCUUCUGGAACUCCUCCCUCUUCCUGCUGUCCCUCCUCUUCUGCCUAAGGAGACUGGCGCGGGCAGGACGGGGAUGCUGCCUUCACCUGGGGAUGGGGACCCAGGCUCAGUGGAGGCUGGAUUUCAGGGAAGAUUCACCCUCGGAGGAUCCGCCCCCAGGCCCUGCCCCCAGCCUGCGGGCCUGGCAAAGGAGCCGCGUCUUGGAGCACAGCCCAAAGCGCGCCCCGCCCCCCUCAAGGAAGGAGGUGGCUCUCAGGCACCCCAGCCCUUCUUCCCCAGCGCUGGGCACC